CAGUUUGGAAUUUGCUGUAAACAAUCUCUGUUUCUCACUUGUCUGAAAUUUCCAUUUUCACAGCUCGAAGGAGAUUACGCUGGAAAUACUCUGUGAGACUGUGACAGAAGACACGUGUCAACGUACUGUGAACUAUUGACUGGCACGCAAACCCAAGCAUGCGAUUCCCUUCGACUUCCAUAUAUAGGAGGGGAGCAGAGAGCCUGCGAGUCUGCGACGUAACAGAGUAUCUGUGUUUCUGCAAGAUUUUUUCUCUCGUUUCUGGUAUUCCUUUCGAAGUUAGGGCUUUUCAUUUCUGUGUUCUUCGUCACAAUUUCGUCAGCUGGCUGUGGGUUUUCGUCUCUUGUUGAUUUUGUUGGAGUUUGCGAAUCUUGGUUAGGUCUUAUAGGUUGAAGGUUUUGAUAUUGAGGCGUCUGCAAUAGUGAUUUUACAAUUCACAGAGGAAAAUUUGACCCAUUAUAUGAUGGCAGUGAAAAAUGAAAAUGUCUCAAAUGGCAAUGAAGAUCAUCUUCCAGGAGAAGUGAAGAAGCUUCUUAAGUCACUGGCUUCAAGCUGGGGAGAUGUCAUCGACCCAAAUACCUUGGAAGUGAUUCCACUAAAGGGUGCAAUGACUAACGAGGUUUACCAGAUCAUUUGGCCGACACAAACAGGAGAAUUUCCUCGGAAGGUUCUUCUUCGAGUUUACGGGGAAGGAGUAGACGUUUUCUUCGACCGCGGUGAUGAGAUCAGAACAUUUGAGUGCAUGUCAAAGCAUGGACAGGGGCCUCGUCUUCUGGGGCGCUUUCCGAAUGGACGGAUUGAAGAGUUCAUUCAUGCACGGACACUGUCAGCAGACGACUUGCAUGACCCUGAAAUAUCUACCUUGGUAGCAGCUAAGUUGAAGGAGUUCCAUGAUCUUGAUAUGCCUGGUCCAAAGGAUGUUUUUCUGUGGGACAGACUGAGAAAAUGGCUUAAAGUGGCCAUAAGUUUGAGUUCUCCUGAAGAAGCAAAAGAAUUCUGCUUGGAUGCUUUAGAGAAUGAGAUCCAAAUAAUAGAAAGGGAAUUUUCAGUGGAUAAUCAACUCAUUGGAUUUUGCCACAAUGACUUGCAGUAUGGAAACAUUAUGAUAGAUGAGGACACCAGAUCAAUUACUAUAAUUGAUUAUGAGUAUGCAAGUUACAAUCCUGUUGCCUAUGAUCUUGCAAAUCACUUCUGUGAGAUGGCAGCGAAUUAUCAUUCUGAAACACCUCAUAUCUUAGACUACAGUAAAUACCCAGAUUUGGAAGAGCGUCAGAGAUUUGUGCAUGCAUAUCUUAGCUCUUCAGGCAAUGAACCCAGCAACCUGGAAGUUGAGCAUUUACUACAAGAAGCUGAGAAAUACACUCUUGCUAACCAUCUGCUUUGGGGAUUAUGGGGAAUAAUAUCGGACCACGUAAAUGACAUCGACUUUGAUUACAUGGAGUAUGCAAGGCAGAGGUUUCGGCAGUACUGGCUGAGGAAGCCUACACUGAUGUCUUCUUCAGAAGCAUCCAAUGAUGAUUGUGUAAAUGUAGUUAGUUAGUAAUACCUGAAGAUGGUGUUCAUAUUUCUUCCAUCAUGUGAAUAUUUUUGAUGUCAUCAGUUACUAGUAAAAAUGAAUUCAUUCCAGUGAUGCCUUACAACUUUACUUGAGGGGAAUAAUGAUCUUGCUGUAAAAUUGAUCAGCCAUUGAUGAAACAUCCUAACUGGAUUCAGUAGAGAAUAGUAUUCUAUGUUUUCAAUUAUUA
This is a messenger RNA of Nelumbo nucifera (sacred lotus), 1745 nucleotides long. Its product is annotated as putative choline kinase 1. Gene Ontology annotation, cellular component: cytoplasm. The record is from RefSeq and is a predicted model, not a curated record. Gene Ontology annotation, molecular function: choline kinase activity; ethanolamine kinase activity. Lineage: Eukaryota; Viridiplantae; Streptophyta; Magnoliopsida; Proteales; Nelumbonaceae. Gene Ontology annotation, biological process: phosphatidylethanolamine biosynthetic process; phosphatidylcholine biosynthetic process.